AUGAGUGGAUUGAUGGCUGAAAUAGCACGAACGUAUUCAGAGGAGAUGGCAGUGACUGCAGGUGAUGAGAAGGAAGAAGACACCAAUGCCGUGAUUGAGCGAAUAAAUGGCGUGAUUGUGCAGAACAUCAACAAGAAGUUUGCUGCGGAAGAGGAGGAGAAUGCAGACCAAAUCAACCCAAGCAAUCAGCAGUUUCUGAGCAGCAAUCAGCCCGUUUCUAAGACGGAGGCUGCUCCCCUGAACAAUGGCAGAUUUCAAGCGGAAUUCAAGAAGACGAAUGAGCCAUACAAAUUUUAUUACAGUAGGGAGGAAAUAAGUAGGAUGAAUAAGAAGAAUAUAAAUGAGGAGAUUCUUGACAUCUACAUGCGAAGUCUGGUUGCAUUCUCACAGGAUGUGGAUGUUGAGACACUGAACAAACACAUUUAUUACUUGCAGAAUGAUGGACAGUGGGUGGAUGACAAUAAUCAGUGA
Enterospora canceri is the source of this 471-nucleotide messenger RNA. Lineage: Eukaryota; Fungi; Microsporidia; Enterocytozoonidae. The record is from the annotation of a GenBank genome assembly.